Diplodia corticola is the source of this 1938-nucleotide messenger RNA. Its product is annotated as phd and ring finger domain-containing protein. The transcript has 2 exons. The coding region runs from base 1 to 1938 and encodes 645 amino acids. NCBI's taxonomy places the organism in Eukaryota, Fungi, Ascomycota, Dothideomycetes, Botryosphaeriales, Botryosphaeriaceae. The record is from RefSeq and is a predicted model, not a curated record.
AUGGCCGAGACGUGCAUUGUCUGUCUCGGCGACCUGCUCUCUGACCUCUCCGAGCCGCCACCGACCGGGGAACAAGCUCCGGAUGUCGCAGACGGCUCGCUUCAAGCUACGCACCUGAGCACCGAAGCUACCCUCCAGCAAGACACGCCGCCACAACCCGCCACAUCCGACGACGAGUCCCCGCCGGAAGACGAAGCUAUCGCGCACCUCCUACCAUGCGGACACAACUUGCACAACGAAUGUCUGAAGCCAUGGGUGGAGCGCGCAAACAGCUGCCCCAUUUGCCGCGCAAGCUUCAACGAGGUUCAGCUGCUGGCUAAAAUAGGAGGUCGAGUUGUUUCUUCAUAUGAAGUCGAAGACAAGCAGCAAGUCGCUGAGCUGGACCCGACCAUGAUCGUCGACGAGGACCUGCUCGAGCCUUCGUACGAGCCCUGCAUGGUAUGCGACGAUUUCGGAGACGAAGAACAGCUGAUGCUGUGCGACUUCUGUGACCGCCCUUGCCAUGUCUUCUGCGCCGGUCUUGACGAAGUGCCUGCAGGCGACUGGUACUGCCAGCAUUGCAUGGAAAACCCGUCCGCGCUGGGUGAACGGGAACGCGAACGGCAGCACAACCGCUCCGCUGUCACCUCCCGGCUGACGCAGCGGGAACGCGCAAUUCGCUCCAACAGGAGGAGGGCCGAUUCCUGGGCCCGCGUCUGGCAAGAGGUCAACCGUCGGACAGGCAUUGAUCUUGACUUUCCCUUCGACGAUGACCUUUCCAACCAAGCACGCAUUGAAGCUCAACGCCGGGAGAUUGAUGCCUAUCAAGCAAGAGUUCGGGCAGCAGAACGCCAAGGCAAUGCCGCUAGGUUCCGGCAACAUGCUGCUGCUCUCUUGGCACCUGGACGUGUACGGCCCGACCCCCCAGCACCCGAGUCACAGGAUGAACUUCGUGCUUGGAAUGCAUUUGAGAAGGCCAGGGAAGUCGCUAUCCCAGCCAACAGGAGAAAGCGGCAUUCUCCGUCCGGAUCCCCGAGCGAGCCCCAGCCUGAACCGGAACGAGCUCUCAAGCGCCCUUGCACCCGCCGUGCCACCACGACGGCGCUGCCGGGCUCUGCCAAUAACGGCGAAUCGUCAUCUGCAGCACGCGGCGGCGCAUCGACCUCUGCUGUCACCGCCUCUGCGGCUGCAUCCGCGCCUGGUCGCCCUGGCUCCAAGGGCGCUGCGGACAAUUCGGGAUCCAAUUUCCUGCAGUCGCUCUUGAAAGAGGUCGAGACUUCUACGCCAGCAGCUGAUCCUGCGCCCACAAGACGUCAGAACGCACCGAACCGUGGGGCUGAGCCGUCGUCACCUCCUCAAAUGUCUUCACCUGUUGGCUCGCCUCUCGGCUCGGGAGUAAUAACCCCUCGCGCCAUGACCCCGCCGCCCCUGACGCUAGCGCGGCCAUCGUCUCCCUUGCUAUCUUCGACUAUUACACCAAUCUUCCCUUCGGCGCCACGAUUUGCGCCAUACUCGCCUGCCGAGGAUAACCGGUUCGUACACGAGUACAGCGAGAACACUGGCGAGAGGGUACCUCGGAAGCGACGGGGUUCACAGCAGUCUGUUCUUGCGAGCCCUCCUCGCUCCAAGGAUGCAUCGCCUACUCGGGCCAACAUGUCAUAUUCCACCAAAGCCGAGAUUCAGCGCAUGGUGAAAGCUGCUUUGAAGCCGCUUUACUUGAAGAGUGAAGUCAGCAAAGACGAAUACACGGAUAUCAAUAUGAACAUAUCGAGGAGGAUGUAUGAGAAGGUUGGUGAUGCCACCAGCCUUGCAGAUCAGAAUACGAGAGAGAAGUGGCAGCAGGUUGCUUCUGAGGAGGUAGAUAGGGCUGUGAAGGCAUUGAAGACGGACGAUCUAUCACCACGAGCGGAAAGUUCUACAAGCGGCGAAGGCGUUUCACUGGUUAAUGGAUCUUCUUGA